Acanthosepion pharaonis is the source of this 996-nucleotide messenger RNA. The record is from the annotation of a GenBank genome assembly. NCBI's taxonomy places the organism in Eukaryota, Metazoa, Mollusca, Cephalopoda, Sepiida, Sepiidae.
AUGGUACCUUUUUUGCCCCCCCCCCCCGAUCAAUUAAAAAAGAAAAAGAAUACUUCUCUCACAUCAACUGCCGAAAAGGCUAAUUACUUUCUGUUCAUAUCUAUCUAUAUCAGUCUGUUCAUAUCUAUCUAUCUAUCUGUCAGUCUGUUCAUAUCUAUCUAUAUCAGUCUGUUCAUAUCUAUCUAUCUAUCUAUCUAUCUAUCUAUCUGUCAGUCUGUUCAUAUCUAUCUAUAUCAGUCUGUUCAUAUCUAUCUAUCUAUCUAUCUAUCUAUCUAUCUAUCUAUCUAUCUGUCAGUCUGUUCAUAUCUAUCUAUAUCAGUCUGUUCAUAUCUAUCUAUCUAUCUAUCUGUCAGUCUGUUCAUAUCUAUCUAUAUCAGUCUGUUCAUAUCUAUCUAUCUAUCUAUCUAUCUAUCUAUCUGUCAGUCUGUUCAUAUCUAUCUAUAUCAGUCUGUUCAUAUCUAUCUAUCUAUCUAUCUAUCUAUCUAUCUAUCUAUCUAUCUAUCUGUCAGUCUGUUCAUAUCUAUCUAUAUCAGUCUGUUCAUAUCUAUCUAUCUAUCUAUCUAUCUAUCUAUCUAUCUGUCAGUCUGUUCAUAUCUAUCUAUAUCAGUCUGUUCAUAUCUAUCUAUCUAUCUGUCAGUCUGUUCAUAUCUAUCUAUAUCAGUCUGUUCAUAUCUAUCUAUCUAUCUAUCUAUCUGUCAGUCUGUUCAUAUCUAUCUAUAUCAGUCUGUUCAUAUCUAUCUAUCUAUCUAUCUAUCUGUCAGUCUGUUCAUAUCUAUCUAUAUCAGUCUGUUCAUAUCUAUCUAUCUAUCUAUCUAUCUAUCUAUCUGUCUGUCUGUCAGUCUGUUCAUAAUUAUCUAUAUUAAUCUGUUCAUAUCUAUCUCAGUCUGUUCAUAUCUAUCUAUCUAUUUAUCUAUCUCACCUGUUCAUAUCUAUCUAUCUAUCUAUCUAUCUAUCUAUCUAUACAGGUUUACCAUUACCAUUACUCAAACAAUUUGA